AUGACGAAGGAAGCAAGAAAGAAUCAGAAGGAUGGACGAGGCGAGGCGCUGUCGAUGCCCACAGAUCCUCGCACACACAUGCCCCUCGUCUCCGCCGGGUUCAAUCCCAUCCUUUACGUUUUCUGUGGCAAGAGGCACAAGGGGAUCCCGCACGUCCUAUUCUCUAAUUGUCUCUCCUUCUCAACCGGAUCCACAUGCAUUCAGUUGACCUGUUCGAAGGCUGCAAGAAUCGUCGUGACUGCUGACGAAGACGCCCUUGCGACUGAACCUUACUGCCAUCUUCGCCCAGCGCGACGCCUAGGAACAGACAGAUCCACAUCCUCAACCCCUCAGCCUUCGUCUUCGUCUUCUCCCGCUAGCCAAUAUCCAAGGGACGAGAUCACAGCAUGCUGUCAUCCAUCCUACAAACUCCAGUCCAAAUCAUCCACUCCCGUAAUAAGACAGCCAGCCAGACGUGCUCCCAACCCACAUAUAUCCCCACCACGACACAGGUACCAGGCAUCAACAAGGGCGAUCGACCUCGAUAAUUCGAUAUUCGUUGCCAUUCCCGACAUUUAG
Messenger RNA from Fomitiporia mediterranea MF3/22, 558 nucleotides. RefSeq lists its product as uncharacterized. The transcript is spliced from 3 exons. The record is from RefSeq and is a predicted model, not a curated record. NCBI's taxonomy places the organism in Eukaryota, Fungi, Basidiomycota, Agaricomycetes, Hymenochaetales, Hymenochaetaceae. Bases 1 to 558 code for a protein of 185 amino acids.